This is a messenger RNA of Dentiscutata erythropus, 194 nucleotides long. Lineage: Eukaryota; Fungi; Glomeromycota; Glomeromycetes; Diversisporales; Gigasporaceae. The record is from the annotation of a GenBank genome assembly.
AUGAAUCCGCUGAAAAAACACAAUCACCUACUACAUUUUCAUCUGCUACAGUUAGAGACACUGUAAAUUCAACUAUUAAUAAAACUAUUGAAGUUGUCAAGGGAACUUAUGAUAACAUUGUAGGCAGCAUUAAAAAUACUGAUGCAGACCAAAAAUCUGAAGAUAAUUCGGGCAAAGUUAAAGUUGAUAAAUGA